This is a messenger RNA of Pogoniulus pusillus (Red-fronted tinkerbird), 1414 nucleotides long. RefSeq names its product alkylglycerol monooxygenase (gene AGMO). Gene Ontology annotation, biological process: lipid biosynthetic process. Gene Ontology annotation, molecular function: glyceryl-ether monooxygenase activity; iron ion binding. The transcript is spliced from 13 exons. Bases 16 to 1380 code for a protein of 454 amino acids. Lineage: Eukaryota; Metazoa; Chordata; Aves; Piciformes; Lybiidae. Gene Ontology annotation, cellular component: endoplasmic reticulum. The record is from RefSeq and is a predicted model, not a curated record.
CAGCGCAGCGCAGCCAUGGCAGGCCCGAGGGGCACUGCGCCGGGGCAGCAGCUCCGCGCCCUCUUCUACGUGCUGCCGCCCGGGGAGAGCUCCUUCCGCACGGUGGAGGAGGUGCCCAACUACGUGGACAAGAGUAUUCCAUUCUUCGUUGCUUUUAUUGUGCUGGAGUUUGCUGUCAGCUGGGUUCAGAAGCGUAAGCUGCCAGGUCGGAUCAAUGAUGGCAUAAGUUCUCUUUCUUUAGGUAUCCUGUCUCGACUACCAGAUGUUUUAUUCAGAAGUGUUGAAUUAAUCAGUUACAUCCACGUAUGGAAUAACUACAGGCUCUUGGAACUGCCCUGGGACUCUCAAUGGACGUGGUAUUUGACACUCUUGGGAGUGGACUUUGCAUACUACUGCUUUCAUCGUUUGAGCCAUGAGGUGAACAUACUGUGGGCAGCACACCAAAUACAUCAUAGUUCUGAAGAUUACAACUUGUUCACAGCCUUGAGACAAUCUCUACUGCAAAAAUACACCUCCUGGAUUUUCAAUUUGCCCAUGGCUCUUUUCAUUCCUCCUUCAGUGUUUGCUGUUCAUCUACAGUUCAAUCUGCUUUACCAGUUUUGGAUUCAUACAGAGGUUAUCACCAACCUUGGGCCUCUGGAGUGGAUUCUUAAUACUCCCAGUCACCAUAGAGUUCAUCAUGGUAGAAAUCCUUACUGUAUUGACAAAAAUUAUGGUGGCACACUCAUCAUCUGGGACAGGAUAUUUGGAACAUUUGAGGCAGAAGAUGCAAAAGUUGUAUAUGGCUUAACACAUCCAGUAAACUCCUUUGAUCCCAUCAUGCUCCAGUUACGUCCCUUGGCUCAUAUUUGGAAUACGUUUUGGGCCACACCUGGAUUCUGCAAUAAGCUUUCUGUCAUAUUCAAAGGGCCCGGCUGGGGACCAGGCAAACCUAGACUUGGCCUUCCUGAGGAAAUCCCAGUGGUCACUGGAAAAGAAGUCCCCUUCAAUCCAAGUGUAGCAGGUUAUCUUAAUUGCUAUGCAGUGGUACAUUUUGCUGUAGUAUUGGAUUUGUACACUGAACUUCUUGGUACAGUGACUAUGUUAUCACAGGGAACUAUUCUCCUGAGAAUUGCCUUUAUCAUUCUGUCCCUGACCUCUUUUGGACUGCUUAUGGAGAACAAGCCCAAAGCAGGAAUUUUGGAGUUCAUUCGCUGCUUAGUCUUUGUAGCUGGGUACAAAUUUGGCUACCUAAGGAGUCAGUUUUCUUCUUUGAGCUACGCAUAUGAGAAUUCCCUUAAUAAAUUAUCCUUCUUCUUGAAUGUGGAAAGAAGUGCAUUGAUUUGUGCUUUGAGAUUGCACGGAUUAAAUAUGGCCUCACUUUUUCAUCUGUUGUAUUAAUCACAUUGAACAAACGACCUCCACAGCCAAUAUG